AUGGCAGAUUUCAUCCCACUGGGGAGGCUUCAUCUACGCCCACUGCAGUUUUAUCUCAAGUGCUUUUUCAAAACCCAUCAAGAUCACAUAGAAAAAGUGGUGCCGCUGCAGCCAAUAUUUUUCCAGUAUCUUCUGUGGUGGGAGUCCGAGGACAAUCUGAUGGCCGGAGAUCCGUUGCAUCCUCCCGAACCAGUCGUGACCCUUAUUACCGAUGCCAGUCUAUCGGGUUGGGGUGCCCACUUAGGCACUCAGACGGUGUCCAGUCAGUGGUCAGAGCAGGAAGCCAGCCUUCACAUCAAUCUCCUGGAGCUGAAGGCGGUCCUGUUAGCAAUCAAGGCUUUGUUGAAUCAGAUUCGAGGCAAAUGCAUCAGAAUUCUGUCGGACAACACCACUGUGGUGUCCUACAUUCGUCGACAAGGGGGCACCCAGUCGUUGAGUCUCUACCUGCUCACCAGGGAGCUUUUUCUAUUCUGUCAGGAACAGGGGAUCUUUCUCAGAGUGGCCUUUAUACCAGGCAAGAGAAACGUUCUGGCCGACAGUCUCAGUUGA
This is a messenger RNA of Lineus longissimus, 549 nucleotides long. RefSeq lists its product as uncharacterized. The record is from RefSeq and is a predicted model, not a curated record. The coding region runs from base 1 to 549 and encodes 182 amino acids. The transcript has a single exon. Gene Ontology annotation, molecular function: nucleic acid binding. Lineage: Eukaryota; Metazoa; Nemertea; Pilidiophora; Heteronemertea; Lineidae.